Molecule: messenger RNA, 531 nt
Organism: Strongyloides ratti
Lineage: Eukaryota; Metazoa; Nematoda; Chromadorea; Rhabditida; Strongyloididae
Exons: 1
Coding region: 1-531 (176 amino acids)
Source: RefSeq, a predicted model, not a curated record
AUGAAAUAUUUAAUUCCAUUUUAUUUUAUACUAUUGAUAUCAUUCGUUAUUAUUAUUAAUGUAAAUUUGGCAAAAAAACCAUCAAAAAAAACAACAAAAAAACCAACAAAAAAAACAACAAAAACAACAAGAGCAACAACAACAACAAAACCUAGAUAUGUAUGGAGAACAUUAAAUGCAAAUUUUUAUGGAACAACGGUAAAAAGAAUGGGAAUAGAAGCGGUAGCAUUUUUCAAUUGUAUACAUCCAACUAUGCCAAAAUUAAAUUAUAUAAGCGUUAAAUUAGGUGAAAAGCGUGGAAAAAGAAAGAAAGGAAACAAACAAAUUAAACUAGCAAUUAAAGUUUUAAGAUUUAGUGGUGGUAAUUCAUCAUUAGAGAAUCCUUUAUGUCAUUAUCUUUAUUCAUUAUUUAAUGUAACAGCAACUGGUAUAAAAUAUGUAAUUCAACAAAGACAAUAUAACUUAAAUGAUAGAUUUGCCUGUGCUAAUGAAAGCUUUAGUACAUUAGAUGCUAUAAAAAAACUUCAAUAA